Messenger RNA from Aspergillus chevalieri, 240 nucleotides. RefSeq lists its product as uncharacterized. Lineage: Eukaryota; Fungi; Ascomycota; Eurotiomycetes; Eurotiales; Aspergillaceae. The coding region runs from base 1 to 240 and encodes 79 amino acids. The transcript is spliced from 2 exons. The record is from RefSeq and is a predicted model, not a curated record.
AUGUACGGCUUGAAGGGCAAGGGCGGCGCUGAAAAGAAGGCCGGCGGCAACAUCGACGACAGCAAAGAUGAGCUGGUUCUCAAAAACAUGAAGGAGUGGUCGCACAACAAGUUCAAGACCUCCCAGCAUGCGGCGACUAAAAUUAUCACUGUCCAAUUAGUCGACAAUGUCAAGACCAAGAAUGAGGCCAGUGAUGCCAUCACGCAGGCGCAGCAGCUCGUCAACCAGAAGACCAAAUAG